This is a messenger RNA of Lachancea meyersii CBS 8951, 2286 nucleotides long. The record is from the annotation of a GenBank genome assembly. NCBI's taxonomy places the organism in Eukaryota, Fungi, Ascomycota, Saccharomycetes, Saccharomycetales, Saccharomycetaceae.
AUGAGCUCCAAAAUGUCUCAAUUUGAGUUGACUGACAGUUCAGCGGAGGAUUUAACCCAUAAAAAGCGUCCCAGCAGUGCCAGCUCGGACUCUAGCGAAAGCAGUGAGUUGUUCAAUGAAGGGCUAGAAUCGGAUAGCAAAGUCAGUAGUGGCAGCGGAAGUGGGAUUGGUAGCGUUGAAAUCAUCAAUCCAGCCGGGAAACGAGACAAGAGCCGCAAUUACGGAACGGCAGCGGGUCCUGUAAAGUUCGAAACAGCCAAGGUUCCAAACACUGCCUUGGAGUUUACACCUUCAGGGAUUCAUGCCGCAAGAACCAGAACCGAGGGAGAAAAUAGGGCUUUUUUGGAGACACUAUCGCCAAUUCAGGCUGCCUUGAGCUCUGCGUUCGGCCGGAUCGACCGCAAGCAGUUUGAACAGUAUCUGAAAGAACCGGAGUACCUACGCAUUUACAAAAAACAGUCCAAGAUAAAACAGUUUCGACGGCUGUUUUUAGCUCAGGAGCUGAGCACCGAGCCCGGGGCACUUGAACGCAGUGCAGGGUCCAGCAACACGCUCAGCAGCCUUACAGAUGGCAGCAGCAGUGGAAGUGGCCACAAUCCACGAGCCAUCUGGGCUACCAAGUUCAGUCGAGACGGCAAGUACAUGGCAACGGGCGGAAAGGACUGUACGCUGAGAGUGUGGAAAGUUAUAUCCUCGCCCCUGGAGCGCAACGAUUUACAGAUUUCAACGGGGAAACCUGACGCCAAGCAAGUGGCCAUGCGUAAACUCCAGAGUGGCAGCACUCCAGGUCGACAUGCUCCUGAUUCAGAAGAGCCGUUACCGCAACCUAUCAAUUUGUACGCGCCCGUUUUUCAUCCUUUGCCGUAUCGGACAUUCCAGCAACACACUCAGGACAUUUUAGACCUCGAUUGGUCGAAAAAUGGAUUUAUACUUACCACCUCAAUGGACAAAACAGCACGGUUGUGGCAUUGUGACCGGCUCAAGGCAAUCAAAACAUUCACGCAUCCAGACUUCGUUACGUGCGGUAAAUUUCAUCCCAAUGAUGACCGAUUCUUUAUCAGCGGUUGUCUCGACCAUACCUGCAGGCUAUGGUCCAUACUUGACCAUAAGGUGUCAUUUGAGUACUACUGCGGAGAUAUCAUAACUGCAAUGGAUGUCUCCAUGGGGGAUGGCAAAUACACAGCUAUUGGUACGUUUAAUGGCCACAUUUCCAUACUUUACACAAGAGGUCUGGAAUUGAUGUCUACGUUUCACGUUUUGGAGACAACCAGAGAGCAAAGUAAGAAGGUUCCCCAAAAUGGCCCUAAAAUUACUGGUAUUGAGUUUUUCAAGAAUGAAGCAGAUAAUGACUUGAGGAUACUGGUCACAUCAAAUGACUCCAGAGUCCGAGUGCUCAGCAUCAAACAAAGACGUUUACUAGAGGUACUCAAAGGCUUCGUAAACACGCAUACGCAAAUCAGCGCCCACUUAAUGAAGUCUCAAGAGAAGCAAAAUCUCGUUAUUGCUUCAAGUGAGAACAAAUGGGUAUACUGUUGGCGGUUAGAAUCCAGCCUUGAAAAACCUGAUCCAGAGAGUGUCCCAGAAACUUCUGAACAUCUGCACCCAAAUUCGCUGCGAGGUCUAUUACGAAGAAGCUUAAGCAUCGGAAGUAAUCAUUCCGCCGAGAGCAGAAAAAAGAAGGACUGCCAUCCAAAAGGUACGAUACCUUGUCCCUCCCGUUGCAAAAUCGACCAGAGCAUCAAAAACUCUCAUUACGUGGCUUUUCACGCCCAUCACCAUACCGUAACUACAACUGCCGUGGCUCCAAUAGAAACCGCAAAGACACUUGCAUUAUCGGACGAUCUCAUAUACGAGUUGACGAUGGCCCUCAGCGAAACAAACGACGACGUUGUAGUCAUGGGAGAACAGCCGACAAAAUCAUUGCUUCAGGUAGGGCGGCAGGCCCAGAGCAAGCAAGAAAUGAUGGAAAGACGCUACCCGUCAGUGAUCGAGGCGAUAGGCUCUAUUGUGAUAUCCACCGAUAGCUCCGGUGUCAUAAGAGUGUUUCGUUCGGAUAUAUCGACGAAUGUAAGAAAGCGAGUGUUGAAAUGUUCCGCCAAACAUUUCCAGGAUGAAGAGUGCAGCCAAGGAGACUGCAAUGUUGACUAUCCACAUAGCCAUUGGGGACUGUUGGGAUUUAAAAGGAAGGCAGCUCACUCGACUCUGAUGAAGUCCAAGCAUUUUGGCAGCUCCAACUCGGUCAAGUCUUUGGCAAGUACCUCUCUAGCGAGCAACCAUAAGGAGUGA